Molecule: messenger RNA, 907 nt
Organism: Nerophis lumbriciformis (worm pipefish)
Lineage: Eukaryota; Metazoa; Chordata; Actinopteri; Syngnathiformes; Syngnathidae
Product: peptidyl-prolyl cis-trans isomerase-like
Biological process (GO): protein peptidyl-prolyl isomerization; protein folding
Cellular component (GO): intracellular membrane-bounded organelle; cytoplasm
Molecular function (GO): peptidyl-prolyl cis-trans isomerase activity; cyclosporin A binding
Source: RefSeq, a predicted model, not a curated record
AGUUGCUAUAAAUAGUCCAACACGGACGACGUCGCCACAAAUUCAUCCGCUUCCUGAUUUAAUGACGAUAUCUGCUUUUCUUUAAACAAUGGCAAACCCCAAAGUUUUCUUUGACAUCACCAUUGAUGGUGCUAAUGCAGGCAGGAUCACGAUGGAGCUUCGAGCAGACGUGGUGCCAAAGACUGCCGGUAGAGAACUUCCGGGCUCUUUGUACGGGAGAAAAAGGUUUUGGCUACAAGAACUCCACAUUUCAUCGCAUCAUUCCCAAGUUCAUGUGUCAGGGCGGAGACUUCACCAACCACAACGGCACAGGAGGAAAGUCCAUCUACGGAGAAAAGUUCGCCGACGAGAACUUCCAGCUGAAGCACGGCGGCGUGGGCACGCUGUCCAUGGCCAACGCCGGGCCCAACACCAACGGCUCGCAGUUCUUCAUGUGCACGGCGUCCACUGACUGGCUCAACGGGAAGCACGUGGUGUUCGGGAACGUGGUGGACGGCGUUGACGUUCUGAAGAACGUCGAGAAGCAAGGAACCAAGAGUGGAACCCCUAAAGCCAAGGUCGUCAUCGCGGACUGCGGGGAGCUCAAGUAGAACCUUCCCGCCACAAAUCGUCCCCCCGCCCCCCCUCCCUCCUGGUACAGUCAGAGGCACUUCUUCACCUCACCACUAGAGGUCGCUGUUUUACGCACCCCCUCUUCCUUGUCUGGCUGCUGUAGAAGUUUGUGUUCUUCUAACCCAGUGGUUCUUAAGUCAUACUUGCCAACCCUCCCGAAUUUUCCGGGAGACUCCCGAAAUUCGGCGCCUCUCCCGAAAACCUCCCGGGACAAAUAUUCUCCCGAAAAUCUCCCGAUUUUCAGCCGGAGCUGGAAGCCACGCCCCCUCCAGCUCCAUGCGGACCUGAGUGAGGA